GACUCUUAAAGAGCAGCCAAAUACGUCAAAAUCAUUUCGAUUCUAAAACUUACCAAGUGUUUGCCAGACUUAGAGAAAGUUUUACUCGUGUAUCAUUUGCACGUUUUAUUUCAUUUGGACUUAUUGGGACUGCUGCCUCGAUUUAUUUGAUUCAAAAAUACAAUUAUUUACAAACUCUGCGAAGUUUUUUUAAUGCUGAGUUACCAUCGAUAAGAGGUGACCUUUUCAAGGAAAGAAAAGAAAUGGAUCUAAUUAAAAGGAUUCUGAACCCGACGUUAGAAAAGUCUACCUAUUAUCUUAUUAUUGGUCCUCAUGGUUGUGGAAAAAGUACUCUAGUUAACUUCGCAGCUAGAACUUUUAAAAAAGGCAUAAUAUAUGUUGAAGCAUCAGAUGAUAUUGAAAAGUUUGGUCAAAAUUUCGCAAAGGCAAUUAAUUAUCCUAAACUUGAUGUUAAUCUUGUCGAAUGGCUGGCGAAUCAAUUAAAUGUGGCGAAGAAAUAUUCAAUUUAUCCAGUACUUAUAAUUGAUGAUAUUGCUAAAAUCGCAAAAAAUGAUCCUAAAGUGGUUGAAAGACUCCAAAAUGUUGCUAAAUCUGCAGCUGAUCAUGGUCUCUAUACUGUGGUAUUCGUAGCGAGUGAUGCAAAUUUAAUUGACAAUUUCAUAACUUUGACUUAUUUAGUUAAUAAUCGCAAUUUUGGUACUCAAAUUGCAAAGAGAAUAUUUGAUCUAUGUGGAGGUCGAAUUGCUCAUAUUAUUGGUGCAGCUACCGAAGUAGAUCAACUUAUAAAUCUACAUAAACGUUUAGGGAAAAGCGUUAGUUAUAAUGAUAACGAAUUCUAUGAAGAAGUUAUUAAAGCAAUUGAACAUACUUAUCAUCGAGUAUGGGAUACUUCUGUUCCUAAGAAUUCGAAACAAUCAGUUCUUCGAUUUUUAUGCAACAACCUGGAUGCAGAAUUUACUAGAGAAGAUAUUGUUGG
Messenger RNA from Racocetra fulgida, 976 nucleotides. NCBI's taxonomy places the organism in Eukaryota, Fungi, Glomeromycota, Glomeromycetes, Diversisporales, Gigasporaceae. The record is from the annotation of a GenBank genome assembly.